AUGAAAGGCCUCGGUGACAGCCGCCCUCGCCACCUCUCCGACAGCCUGGACCCACCGCAUGAGCCCCUGUUUGCAGGGCCUGAUCGCAACCCCUACCUGCUAUCGCCCACGGAGGCCUUUGCCCGCGAGGCUCGAUUCCCUGGCCAGAACGCUCUGCCUGGGGAUGGUCUCUUUCCACUCAACAACCAACUGCCGCCUCCAAGCAGCACCUUCCCCCGCAUCCACUAUAACUCCCACUUCGAGGUGCCAGAGGAGAGCCCCUUCCCCAGCCAUGCCCAGGCCACCAAGAUCAACCGGCUGCCUGCCAACCUCCUGGACCAGUUUGAGAAGCAACUGCCCAUCCACCGCGAUGGCUUUAGCACGCUCCAGUUCCCCCGUGGUGAGGCCAAGGCCCGAGGUGAGAGUCCUGGCCGCAUCCGCCACCUGGUCCACUCGGUCCAGCGGCUCUUCUUCACCAAGGCGCCCUCACUGGAGGGCGCGGCAGCCAAGGUCGGUGGCAAUGGCAGCAAGAAAGGUGGCCUGGAGGACGGCAAGGGCCGGAGGGCCAAGAGCAAGGAACGGGCCAAGGCUGGGGAACCCAAACGGCGUAGCCGCUCCAACAUCUCGGGCUGGUGGAGCUCUGAUGACAACUUGGAUGGCGAGGGUGGCGCCUUCCGCAGCAGUGGUCCAGCCUCUGGGCUGAUGACGCUCGGCCGACAGGCGGAACGCAGCCAGCCACGCUACUUCAUGCACGCCUACAACACCAUCAGCGGGCAUAUGCUCAAAGCAGCCAAAAACAACACCGCUGAGCUGACUGCCCCGCCACCCCCACCCGCACCCCCAGCCACCUGCCCCAGCCUUGGGGUGGGCACCGACACCAACUAUGUCAAGCGGGGCUCCUGGUCUACUCUGACCCUCAGCCACGCCCAUGAAGUCUGCCAGAAGACCUCAGCCACCUUGGAUAAGAGCCUGCUAAAGUCCAAAUCCUGCCACCAGGGUCUAGCCUACCAUUACCUGCAGGUGCCCGGCGGCGGCGGCGAGUGGAGCACCGGGCUGCUGUCCCCGCGCGACGCGGACGCCGCGGCCGAGGGCCCCAUCCCGUGCAGGCGCAUGCGCAGCGGCAGCUACAUCAAGGCCAUGGGCGAUGAGGACAGUGAUGAGUCCGGCGGCAGCCCCAAGCCCUCACCCAAGACGGCCGCGCGGCGCCAGAGCUACUUGAGGGCCACGCAGCAGUCGCUGGGAGAGCAGAGCAACCCCCGCAGGAGUCUGGACCGCCUGGAUUCAGUGGACAUGCUGCUGCCCUCCAAGUGUCCGAGCUGGGAGGAGGACUACAACCCGGUCAGCGACAGCCUCAACGACUCCAGCUGCAUCAGCCAGAUUUUUGGACAGGCCUCCCUGAUCCCCCAGUUGUUUGGCCAUGAGCAGCAGGUACGGGAGGCAGAUCUGAGCGACCAGUAUGAGGCAGCCUGCGAGUCUGCCUGCAGUGAAGCGGAGUCUGCAGCCGCCGAGGCACUGGACUUGCCGUUGCCCAGCUACUUUCGCUCCCGCAGCCACAGCUACCUGCGGGCCAUCCAGGCGGGCUGCUCGCAGGAGGAGGACAGUGUCUCCCUGCAGUCCCUCUCCCCUCCGCCCAGCACUGGCAGCCUCAGCAACAGUCGCACGCUUCCAAGUUCAUCAUGCCUAGUGGCGUAUAAGAAGACCCCACCACCAGUCCCUCCACGUACCACGUCAAAGCCCUUCAUCUCUGUCACGGUGCAGAGCAGUACUGAGUCUGCCCAGGACACCUACCUGGACAGCCAGGACCACAAGAGUGAGGUGACAAGCCAGUCGGGCCUGAGCAACUCAUCGGACAGCCUGGACAGCAGUACUCGACCGCCCAGUGUGACACGGGGCGGAGUCACCCCAGCCCCUGAGGCUCCUGAGCCACCCCCAAAACAUGCAGCUCUGAAGAGUGAACAAGGGACGCUGACCAGCUCUGAAUCCCACCCUGAGGCCAUCCCCAAAAGGAAACUGUCAUCUAUAGGAAUACAAGUUGACUGCAUUCAGCCAGUGCCAAAAGAGGAGCCCAGUCCCGCUACCAAAUUCCAGUCCAUCGGGGUUCAGGUAGAGGACGACUGGCGAAGCAGCGCCCCCUCUCACAGCAUGUCCUCCCGACGGGACACCGACUCAGACACCCAGGAUGCCAAUGACUCAAGCUGUAAGUCAUCUGAGAGGAGCCUCCCGGACUGUACCCCACAUCCCAACUCCAUCAGCAUUGAUGCCGGCCCUCGGCAGGCCCCCAAGAUUGCCCAGAUCAAGCGCAACCUCUCCUAUGGAGACAACAGCGACCCUGCCCUAGAGGCAUCCUCGCUGCCCCCACCCGACCCCUGGCUCGAGACCUCCUCCAGCUCCCCGGCAGAGCCAGUGCAGCCAGGGGCCUGCCGCCGGGACGGCUUCUGGUUCCUGAAGCUCCUGCAGGCGGAAACGGAGCGGCUGGAGGGCUGGUGCUGCCAGAUGGACAAGGAGACCAAAGAGAACAACCUCUCCGAAGAAGUCUUAGGAAAAGUCCUCAGUGCUGUGGGCAGUGCCCAGCUACUGAUGUCCCAGAAAUUCCAGCAGUUCCGGGGCCUCUGUGAGCAAAACCUGAACCCUGAAGCCAACCCACGUCCGACAGCCCAGGACCUGGCCGGGUUCUGGGAUCUGCUACAGCUGUCCAUCGAGGACAUCAGCAUGAAGUUUGAUGAACUCUACCACCUCAAGGCCAACAGCUGGCAGCUGGUGGAAACCCCCGAGAAGAGGAAGGAAGAGAAGAAACCACCCCCUCCGGUCCCAAAGAAGCCAGCUAAACCCAAGCCGGCAGGGAGCCGCGACAAGGCCUCGGACGCCGGGGACAAGCAGCGUCAGGAAGCCCGCAAGAGACUCCUGGCGGCCAAGCGGGCAGCCUCCGUGCGGCAGAACUCAGCCACCGAGAGUGCGGACAGCAUCGAGAUUUACGUCCCUGAGGCCCAGACCCGACUCUGAGACCAGGAAGCAAACAAUUUUAAGUCAUUAAAAACAACACCCACCACCCACACAAACUAAAUGUGAACGGAACACCAUUUUCUCAACCUUUAAGAUGGUUAUUCUGUCCAGAGACCCUGAGCCAACUUUCAAAUUGACGCAUACAAGGGCUCACAAUUUGGCUUUUUUGGGUCCCUCCCAGCUUUAGGUUAUGAAGACUUCAUACAAAAAAAAAAAACACAAAAAACUCAAAACGUUUUCUCCCCUCCGGCUGGCCGCGGUGGGCUAGGUAGACGGACCUCGGCCCCUCGCGGCCCAGCCUCCAGACUGCGGUCUUUUUACUUGUUCUGUCUCACGAGAACUCGCACUAGCUUGUUUACAAGACGAGGACAGUCCGAGGACAGCCUUGGGCCCCUG
This is a messenger RNA of Odobenus rosmarus divergens (Pacific walrus), 3375 nucleotides long. It is a transcript of the gene DLGAP4, whose product is annotated as discs, large (Drosophila) homolog-associated protein 4. The record is from RefSeq and is a predicted model, not a curated record. Gene Ontology annotation, molecular function: molecular adaptor activity. The coding region runs from base 1 to 2979 and encodes 992 amino acids. Gene Ontology annotation, biological process: signaling. NCBI's taxonomy places the organism in Eukaryota, Metazoa, Chordata, Mammalia, Carnivora, Odobenidae. Gene Ontology annotation, cellular component: postsynaptic specialization; glutamatergic synapse. The transcript has 11 exons.